AAAUAACCAUUCUUUUAAUUUUGGCGGGAGUUUUCACGUACUCCUGUUAUGGUCCACUGCACAUGUAUAUAAACAACAUCAAACUACAAGAUUAACAAGACAUGUGCGGCAGGACAGCAUGUACUCUGGCCCCUUGUGAUCUGCAAGCUGCUUGCUGUUUUAAAGACAAGCAAGGGAAACAACAAAAACCAGACUGGAGAGAUGCACCAAAUGGCAAGAGUUACUUCCCUUCAUAUAACAUAGCCCCAGGAGCACAUACACCAGUACUGCUGUCCUCAGAUCAUUUCCAAGACUGUGGGUCAAGCAGGCGUGUGAUUCAGCCGAUGCGGUGGGGAUUGAUUCCAUCUUGGCACAAAGGAUCGGCUGGAGACAAAUCAUAUGAGACGAAUAAUUGCCGGGCGGAGAGCAUGUUAGAGAAAAUGACAUAUAAAGUGCCGCUACAGAAAGGACGAAGAUGUGUCAUUCUUGCUGAGGGAUUCUAUGAAUGGAAAAGAGGGAAGGAUUCGAAGCAGCCGUAUUAUAUCUACUUUCCACAAAACAACUUUUGA
Mercenaria mercenaria is the source of this 548-nucleotide messenger RNA. RefSeq names its product abasic site processing protein HMCES-like. NCBI's taxonomy places the organism in Eukaryota, Metazoa, Mollusca, Bivalvia, Venerida, Veneridae. Gene Ontology annotation, molecular function: single-stranded DNA binding. Bases 102 to 548 code for a protein of 148 amino acids. Gene Ontology annotation, biological process: DNA damage response. The record is from RefSeq and is a predicted model, not a curated record. The transcript has 4 exons.